Cylas formicarius (sweet potato weevil) is the source of this 937-nucleotide messenger RNA. Its product is annotated as nurim homolog. Gene Ontology annotation, cellular component: nuclear membrane. Lineage: Eukaryota; Metazoa; Arthropoda; Insecta; Coleoptera; Brentidae. The coding region runs from base 55 to 801 and encodes 248 amino acids. The record is from RefSeq and is a predicted model, not a curated record. The transcript has 5 exons.
AUAAAAAUUAUCUAAUCCUAACCAAUUUUAUUUUUCAACAAAGUAUUUCCAAAAAUGGUCAACAAAUUUUUGGAUGUUUUUAAGCUAACAAUAUCCCUUGCAGGUUUGAUAUCAACAUUUUAUGCCGUUAUCGAGCUAACGUACUUCCUUUCUGUGCCAAGAACAGUAAAGUUAUCCGCAAAAGAUCCAUGGCUUGAAUCGUCUUGGGCUUUGCUUGUUGAUAUGUGCUUGCUCACUUUGUUUAUUAUACAACAUUCCACUAUGGCCUCUGAAUCAUUUAAACACUUUCUAUAUUCCUAUAAAAUUCGAGAAACACAACGAAGUUUGUAUGUGAUUUCUACUGCUGCCUUCAUCUGGAUAUUGAUUAAAUAUUGGCAAGUAGCGCCAAUUUUAGCUUUGUGGCAGUUGGAUUUCAGCUAUAAGCCUGCUUUAUGGCUUUACAUUGGAAUCCAUUUUAUGGCUUGGAUUAUCAUAUAUGUUGCCAAUAUUUGUACAGACGUCACAGAGCUACUGGGUAUUAAGCAGGUUUACUACAGUUUGGUGAAUCUGCCAGAUCCAAAUCGUAGGAAAUCGUAUCAGCUAAGGAAACUUACAACUCAUAUGAGACAUCCAAGCUUUUUAGGUUUUCUCUUGAUAUUCUGGUUCUUCCCUGUAAUGACGCUAGAUCGACUCUUGUUAGCUGCGAUUCUAACUUCGUAUAUGUACAUAGCUUGGAAUACUGAUGGGGAAGAUUAUGAAUACCAAAAGUCAAUGUAUCAGAGAAAGUAUCAUGAGCUUCAGAGACUGAACUCCCUUAAUUGAGCAGAAUUGCAAUUUACUUUUGUACUAUAAGUUUCUAUGAUUAGUUUGAACUGCUUUUGACAUUUUUGUACUAGUAUGUAGCUGCCCAAGUAUUAUGACAUUUUUUAAAAAAUAAAAAUUGCUUACUUAAGCAAGG